Molecule: messenger RNA, 708 nt
Organism: Gryllus bimaculatus (two-spotted cricket)
Lineage: Eukaryota; Metazoa; Arthropoda; Insecta; Orthoptera; Gryllidae
Source: the annotation of a GenBank genome assembly
UCCUCGGCGCCUUCCAGCCAUUCCCGUGCGCGUGGGAGGUGCGUGCGGGCGCCGCGUGGGCCGCGGCCCGCAGCGCGGCGACGCGGGCGCGCGCACCAGCGCGUCGGCGCGGCGCGCCGCUCAGUGGCAGAGGGCCGGCAGAGGGCGUGGAGCUUCGCGUCGCGCACCCUCGCCUCUCUCCGGCACCCGCCCCGGGCGGCGCGCGAGUCGCAGAGCGGACGCGGCAGCGGCAGGCGGUCGCUGACGGUGGAGGCGGCUCGGCCGGCCCGACCCGACCCUCGCAGCCCCGGCCACGCCCCCGCGCCCCCUGGACCCCCGCGGCGGCAGCGCAUGCUGGCGCCAGCACCGGCCCCGCGCCCACGCCCGCCCUCGCCGGCCGCCCGCCGCCCUGCGCAGGUCAGCUGGGUUCUGAAUGGUUCUAAAAGUAUGUGGAGAAAUACGAAAAGGCUAGCAAGGAGUAAUGACAAUAAUACCAAGGUACUUGUCAUUAUGAAUGGUACGUCGCCGCCCUUGCUUGGUCCGUUGUUUCUGCAAGCCAGACGGGAUGACGCCGUGGAAAUUCGAGUGGGAAGGCUGUUGGGCGUGUCAAGGCGCGCUGCGCGGGCGGAUGGUGGAAAUUCUCAUUUGGCUCUGGAGGGAGGUGGCGGCUCGCGCCAUCGCCCUCAGCUGUCCAAACAGAGCGCUGAUGAGGUCCACAUGAGACGCAAU